AUGAAUAACAGCAACAACCACAAUGUAAUAAUGCAAAAUAAUAAUAACUAUAACAAUAAUAAAAAUAAUUCAUUAAAAAGAAAAUUAUAUGAUAAUGAAAAUAUAUUUCAAGAAGCAGUUGAAGUCAAAGAUGGUGGUAAAAAAUUAAAAUUUGUAAAUAGUGUUAGUAAAGAAGUUGAAGAAGAUGAAUUAAUUGAAGAAAAGAAUUUAAAUUAUCUUUGGUCAUUAUCACAUUGUUCUCAACCAAUUAAUCCAUCAUUAGGUGGUUAUUAUAUGUAUAAAUUUAGAGAGAUUGCAAAUAUUGCUGAAAUGAAUGGUGUACCAGAUCAAAUUGAAACUAGAAAUUGUAAAAAUUGUGGUACUUUCUUAAUACCAGGUGUAAAUUGUAGAGUUAGAAUCGUAAAACGUUCAGACCUAUCAAUUAGAUCAAAAUCAUUAAUCUCUACAACAAAUUUAGAAAUUAAUUCACUCUCUUCAAAACUUAAACAACAAUCUUCAUUAAAACAAAAUCAAUCAAAGAAACCCACAAAUGCUUUAAUUCAAUUUUGUUUACAAUGUUGUAAAUUAAACCCAAUUAAAGGUGAACCAUUAUCAAAAAGAAAUUCAAGAAAACAAUUUAUAAAAAAAGAAAAAGAAAUAAUAAUAAAUAAUAAUAAUAAUAGUAAUAUAAACAAUUUAAAUAAUAUAAAAAACAAUUCUAUUAAUGGACAAAAUAAUAUGAAAAAUUUAAAUGAAGAAAAUAAUUCAAUUUCCAAUAAAAAUAAUUCAAUUUCCAAAAAUAAAAAUAAUAAUUCAAUUUCCAAUAAUAAUAAUAAUUCAAUUUCCAAUAAUAAAAAUAAUAAUAAUAAUAAAUCUACAACUCCCUCUAAAUCAAAUAAUAAUAAUAAUAAUAAUAAUAAUAAUAAUAAUAAUAAUAAUAAUAAUAAUAAUAAUAAUAAUAAUAAUAACAGUAAAAAAGUUAAAAUCACCCAAGCAGGAAGUAAAAAUAUUCAAAAUAAAGAAGAUAAUUUAAAGGAUUUCCUGUCAAAUAUUGGAGGACUCCUCAAGUAA
Messenger RNA from Dictyostelium discoideum AX4, 1050 nucleotides. RefSeq lists its product as hypothetical. Gene Ontology annotation, biological process: RNA processing. Gene Ontology annotation, cellular component: ribonucleoprotein complex; endoribonuclease complex. The record is from RefSeq and is a predicted model, not a curated record. Bases 1 to 1050 code for a protein of 349 amino acids. The transcript has a single exon. NCBI's taxonomy places the organism in Eukaryota, Evosea, Eumycetozoa, Dictyosteliales, Dictyosteliaceae.